GUGGGGAAGCGGUGCCGGGCGGCGAAAUGGCGGCCGUGUACUCCGGCGUGCACCUGAAGCUGAAGAGCGCCCGGACGCCGUGGGGGGACAAGGUGAAGCUCGCCCGCUUCGCCUGGGUGUCGCAGCAGUGCUUCCUUCCCAACAAGGAGCAGGUGUUACUUGAUUGGGUAAGCCAUACAUUGGUUUCCCACUACAAUAAGAAGCUUGAUCUGGAGGAUGAAGUUGUUGAGAAGCUCUGGGCAUAUCUAGACGAUGUUAUCCGUAGUAGAAGACUACAGAAUCUGUUAAAGAGUGGGAAGACGAUCAGUCUCAGUUUUUCAAUUGCACAGGUCAUAAAUGAAAGGUUAUCAGAGGCCUGUUCGCAAAAAACGCAGCAAAACAUUGGCGCAGUGCUGAGUUGCUCCAGUGGCAUCCUUUCUGCUCCUUCGCUCUCCAUCAUUUACACAGCAAAGUGUGAGCUCUUGGUUGAUCUCCUCAGCAAGCUCGCUGAGCUGGCGUGUCAGCAGCUGGCUUCUGAUGACGCUGUGGGCUCCCAGUUGUUCAGCAUCCUCCACCUCACUUUUGCUCAGUACCUUCUGAUCCAGAGGCAGCAAACCAACCCAAAUCGGGUGUUUGGGCAAGUGACAAAUCACUUGCUUCAGCCAUGCCUGCUCCUGAGGCACCUGCUGACGGUGAGGAGCUGGGUGCAGGCAGAUGACAAUCACGUGCGUCAGCACUUAAGCAGGGAAAUCCGAAAUCAAGUAGAAACGCUGCUGCGGGCUGGGUUAUUCCAGCCUGAGCUCUUCGCAUCCUACAAAGAGGAGCUGCUGCCGGAACGGGAACUCCAGGAGAAGAAGAAAGGAGCACUGAAAAGCCUCUUGCUACCAGUAAACACCGUGCAGACCAAGCUGGCCAGUGGCUUUUGUGAACCUGCCAUCCAUGGAGCGGUUGUGGCUGGUUCGGUGUCCCUGCUGUAUAAGCUCUUUCUGGACUCAUACUGCAAAGCAGAAAACCACCUCGUGUGUUUCCACAUGCUCAGCAGGCUUUAUGGCUGCCUCAGGCUCUCUGGCCUACAGCAAGGAGCGAGGGAGGACGCGCUGACCCCUGCAGACUGGAGCACAGAGCUCCUUGCUCUGGAACAGCUUCUGAGCCUGGUGCUGAGCAGCGAUAUCUAUAACGUUGCCAGUGACCGCAUCCGGCACAAGGAGGUGCAGUUUGGGUUUUACCGCAAGCUGGCGCAGAUGUUGAUGAGUCACUCCCAAGCUUCCAUCCCGGCUUGGUUCAGGUGUCUCAAGCUCUUGAUAUCAUUAAACCACCUUAUCAUAGAGCCAGACCUGGUUGACUUAGUGGCCUCUGCUUGGGUUGAUGCGAAGGUCGCUGAGCUACGUACGAAGAAGCCCCAGGAGGCUCUCCUCAGCGCCGUGUUUCAGACAUACUCCAAGCUGCGGCAGUUUCCACGGCUCUUUGAAGAGGUGCUGACAGUCAUCUGCUGGCCAGCUGUCGAUGAACUGAGGCUGCCUGUCUUGUCUGCUGGCUUGACAGUAAAGCUUCGCGAGUGCCUCCUCGAGCUGCCGCCCAACCAGAUUCUGGACAUUGUGUGUCUCUUAGUGGAGAAGUGCCAGAUCCUUGUUCCUGCUGUUGAAGGGUCUGCCGACAUGGCCUUGAAGCUGAUGUCAGUGAGCUCAGUGCUGCACGCUUUUCUGUUCAACAUGGGGAGCCUAGAUGAUGUCACUCCUGCCCCUGUGGUCCUUCGCACUCAGAGUCUGCUGGCCAAGAUGCAGGAGGGAGUAAUUCAGCCGCUGAUAGAGCUGCUGCAGGCUCCUGGGAGAGAGGAAGAGGAGCCAGACCUUUGGCUAAGAAAGGCCAGCGACUCUGCUCUCCUCCUCAUUUACACUUGGAUUGAGGUAGACACUUUGUUUGCUAUUAGCUGCACUAAAUACGUGUCUCCAUCAGCUGAAAAUGUCAGUGCUGCUGCUACAGCUGCUGCAAAGCCCUGGGACGUUUCGGCUUUCUUCCCUGGUGUGGAAGAGCAGUGUUGGGAGAGAGUCGUGGAACUUGCGAGUAGUUUUGCCUCCACUGGUAAAUACUGCUUAGAACAGCUCACGCUUCAGAAAAUGAAGAUGAUUUUAAUGCAGACUCAAGGUGAUGUACAGGCCUUGCAGCGUGCUGCAGCUUUCAUCCUGGAAGCUGGGAGAGCCACCAUGAACAGGGGAGAAUCUGAACCAUGGGAUGGAGAUAUCAGCGCAAUAAAUGAGCUUACAUACCCCACAGCACACUGGCACCUUGUCAUCUCCAACCUGACUGUCCUGUUGCCAUAUAUUUCCCUGAAAGAUGUACAGUACGUUGCAGAUGUGCUUCUGGAGGCGUUAGUAUUGACCAGAGCUCAGGAAGCUGCCGCAGACCAGGAGCCUUCCAUCAGCAUUGGAAAGGUCUGUCUCAGUUUCAUGCACAGUCCCUUUCUCCCAGAGAUGAAGGUUCUGCACUGUGCUUUUCUGACCAGCCUUAUUCAUCAGUUCACUCGGGUGCUGUCCUCUGCUGCUAGGGAUUCAGUAGAUCAGCCACUUCAGCAGCUGUCUGCAGGUAAUAUCUCUUGGCACGAAGAAAUCCUGGCUCCUUCCAAACUGGUUGAUGUGGUGGAAGCACCACCGGGAAACAAACAGCCGAAUGAUGAGCUCUGUUUGUCGUGGAAAACCCUGGAGAAAGUUGCCCAGUGUAUCUUACAGUUAGCAAAAAAUGGUUCCCCUGUCAUCCUGAAGGAAAGCCAGCUAGAAAGCUGCCUGCGUUUGCUAGAAAUUACUUCUCUUCUGAAACUAGACAGUCUUCUUCCCUCUGACUGCGUCCGAUGUUUUCUGGUGCUGCUGUCCCUGGUAGCCAGUACCAGGGCCAGUGUCUCCUGCAGCAGACUGCUAUCACUGAAGUUUUUACGUACCUGCUUCCACCUCCUGAGGUGCCUGCAAGCUGGCAGGAAUGCCAACUCUGUUUUUAAGGUUUUUCAUGCCAGCGAUGUUCUUGAAGCUGUCAUAACCUCCCAGCUUACGGCUAGCAAAUUCUUCACUGAUGCUUUGACAGAUCCUGUUUGGGCAGAGUAUCUCCAGGAAGUCCAAGCCUCUUUGGAGCACUUUCUUCAGAUGAUUGUUGAAAGAAGGCAAAGUAUGAAGCUUAACUUGGAAAAAUUCAUGUCUUUCCUCGUGAGCUGCAAGCCAGGUGCUGGUAGGGCCAAAAGCAAAUGCUGUAAAAAUUGGAAUCCUGCAGCUGAGCAAUUACUGCUCGUGUCAUUCACCACUCUGUGUCGUGUCCUCACGCUCUACCUUCAGCAGCAGCCAGAAAAGAAGCUGCAGUCUACAGACAUACUGUCUGCUUUGCUGGAACCAGUAGUCCAGCAGUUGGGAAGAACUGUUGAACACGGUCUUCAGAGUAACACCCAAAACCAGCCGUUGCCUGUAGCGUUUAUACCAUCUGUCACGACUCUUCUCAAGGCAGAUCUGAGCCAUGCUGUCAGAAAAGGCUGGCAGAAGAAUCCUGAGGAUCCCAGUGGGUUUUUGGAGCCAUCCCGUGUUAAACUGUACCAAAAGUUUUACACUCAGAUACUGAGAGAGCUGCCCUCUGCAGGAGGUCACUUGCAGUUCCUUCAGUCUGCGUUGCAGUUCUUAACGGUCUUCUGCUCCGUACCGGAGCUGUGCCCUGGGAAAGAAACUGCAGUCACUGUUGUUUUCGCUAUGAACAAGCUUCUCGCUGGUCCUGCGAUCACAAUCCAGGUGAUUAAAAGCAUAGAGCCAGAGCUGACGGAGGUGCUUGUCCAGCUGCUGGGAAGCUGCUCUCCCGAAGAGUUUUACGCCAUUAUGAGGCUGGUGCUGCAGGGACUUGAGAUGAAAACCAUGUGGCAACAGAAGGCUAAAGAAGUAUUGUCAGCUAUUAUGCUAAUCAAAUUGGUGCUCAGCUGCCCAUUAAGUGGAGACAAAGAGAAAGCUUUCUGGUUUGCCAGCCCGCAGAUAAUCACAGCUUUAGCUAUGCAAACCAAAGAGGCCUGCCAGGACCAGUCACUGACUGCCACCAUAGUUGUGCCUAUUCUGGAGGCUGCAGCAGCUCUGCUAAGACAAGGAGAAGGGGUUCUCUUGAAUCCGCACCACGUUGCAUUGGCAUUCAACAUUCUCCUCACCGUUCCUCUGGAUCAUCUGAAGACAGAAGACUAUGGCAGUGUCUUUCUGGGAGUCCAUGAAGUUCUGUUCUCUGUCGUGCAGUGUCAUCCGAAGGUAAUGUUGAAAGCUGCACCAUCUUUUCUGAACAGUUUUCAUCGCCUGGUUGCUUCUGUCAUGCAUGAAGGACGGCAGAGAGGAGACAGAGGCAACACAGAUGACUUUGAAGCUAUACUGAAGUGUGCACACCUAGUGGAACGGAUGUAUAGUCACAUUGCUGCAAAAACAGAGGAGUUCACUGUGUUUUCUGCUUUCAUUGUGGCUCAGUACGUGACCGAAUUGCAGAAGGUGACUUUGCACCCAGCUGUGAAGAAACAUCUCACAGAGGGGAUAUAUCACAUCCUUGACCUUUGCAUUGAACGGGACAUCAAGUUCUUAAAUGCGUCACUACCAGCAGGUGUAAGGGAGGUCUUUAAGGAUCUGUACAAUGAUUACAACCGCUACCACAAAGCAAAAAAACAGGGGGAGGAAAAAUAUACUGCGUGAUGAAUUCUGCCUGGUGCUGCGUGGUCAGUUACGAGUUGAUCCAGCAGUGCUCAGAAGCCCCUCAGUUCUGUUUGCUUUGGGAUGAUGAGUAAGAUCAAAUCUGAAGAGAGUCCUAAACACGGGUUGCAUUUUUCUCUAUACAACCAACCUUCAUAAUGGGGAAAAGGGGGCUGGGGAGGGAGGAUUGUCCUGCUCUGUGCCACGAAUGGCAGAACUGCUGCACCUGUGCAGCCCCCGAGCGAACCUGCUGGGAGCUCGCUGCAGUCUUGGCAGCAGAUGUUGGGUUUCAGGCUUUGGCACAUCAUGGUGCUUUCUGUGGAAGCAAUAGCCUAGUGUAAAAGCCUCUGAGGGUUAUAACUCACUCACAUGGCAAGCAGAAUUAAAGCAAUUAGAUGCAUAUUUUUAUAUGGUGUUACUUCAUAUUUGUUACUGAGGAACUUUGUGAAUAUCACACAGCUGUGUGGUAGGCUACUGCUGCAGUACUGUGGAAAUACAGUAAAAAAUUUUGAAAACUU
Messenger RNA from Cygnus atratus (black swan), 5173 nucleotides. It is a transcript of the gene URB2, whose product is annotated as URB2 ribosome biogenesis homolog. NCBI's taxonomy places the organism in Eukaryota, Metazoa, Chordata, Aves, Anseriformes, Anatidae. The record is from RefSeq and is a predicted model, not a curated record. Gene Ontology annotation, biological process: ribosome biogenesis. Gene Ontology annotation, cellular component: nucleolus.